Manis pentadactyla (Chinese pangolin) is the source of this 3003-nucleotide messenger RNA. It is a transcript of the gene TNIP1, whose product is annotated as TNFAIP3 interacting protein 1. Gene Ontology annotation, biological process: cellular response to lipopolysaccharide; regulation of transcription by RNA polymerase II; negative regulation of canonical NF-kappaB signal transduction. The coding region runs from base 311 to 2260 and encodes 649 amino acids. Lineage: Eukaryota; Metazoa; Chordata; Mammalia; Pholidota; Manidae. The transcript is spliced from 20 exons. The record is from RefSeq and is a predicted model, not a curated record.
GGGGCGGCCAGUACCCCGGCACUUCCUAGUCUCCUGCCUCGUCCCUCUCCCCCGGCCCGGCAGCUGGCGGAGUGCUGCGGGGCCGGUCUGGUCUGGGCUGCUAUUCUGCUGCCGGACCCGGGGCUGGACGCGGAGAGCGGGGCGCUGUCUCCCAGAGCCCCCAUCCCCUGUGGUUCCAGCCAGCCGAUGGCCCUAGGCCAACCCCAAGUCCCCAGGCUGGUGGUGUGGUGUCUGUUCCUUGGCUGAGCAGAGGCAGUGGGUCUUCCCUGUGUAGCCAGGCGGGUCCCACAGCAGGGGCUGAGCCACCCUCAUGGAAGGGAGAGGACCAUACCGGAUCUACGACCCUGGGGGCAGCGUGCCUCCGGGAGAGGCCUCUGCAGCUUUUGAGCGUCUAGUGGAGGAGAAUUCCCGACUGAAGGAAAAAAUGCAAGGGAUAAAGAUGUUAGGAGCACCAGAAAUGGGGAGAGCUGGCUGGCAUCACCAGGGCAACCAGGGGGAGCUUUUGGAAGAGUCCCAGAUGGAAGCAUCCAGGCUGCGGCAGAAGGCAGAGGAGUUGGUCAGGGACAGUGAGCUGCUCCCACCACCAUCUCCCUCUUUGGCCUCCUUCGACCACCUGGCUGAGCUCACAGGAAAGGAUGCAGAUGUCCCAGCACCCCCCUCUGACCUUGCACACCCCAGCAGCCAACCAGAGCCAGUCCCCAAACCUCCAUCCAGUGGCACCUCUGAAUUUGAAGUGGUCCCCACUGAGGAGCAGAAUUCUCCCCCAGGGAGCCAUGGCCACACCAGAAACAUGAUGGAGCUGGGCCCCCUGCCCCAUGAGGACAGCAAUCUGCUCCUGCACCUGCAGCGCCUGGAGACCACCCUGAGCGUGUGCGCCGAGGAGCCGGACCACAGCCAGCUCUUCACCCACCUGGGCCGCAUGGCCCUCGAGUUCAACCGGCUUGCCUCCAAGGUGCACAGGAAUGAGCAGCGCACCUCCAUCCUGCAGACCCUGUGUGAGCAGCUUCGGAAGGAGAAUGAAGCCCUGAAGGCCAAGCUGGACAAGGGCCUGGAACAGCGGGAUCAGGCCGCUGAGAGGCUGCGGGAGGAAAACAUGGAGCUCAAGAAGUUGUUGAUGAGCGGUGCCAAAGAGCGGGCCUCUGGGUGGCCAGGCUCACCAAAGAUGGAAGGUGCAGGCAAGAAGGGAGCCUCCGGACAGCAGGCUAGUGUCACAGCAGCUAAGGUCCCAGAGGUGGGAGCCUUGGGUGCAGCUGAGAAGAAGGUGAAGGUACUGGAGCAGCAGCGCACUGAGCUGCUCGAGGUGAACAAGCAAUGGGACCAGCACUUCCGGUCCAUGAAGCAGCAAUAUGAACAGAAGAUUACUGAGCUGCGUCAGAAGCUGGCGGACCUGCAGAAGCAGGUGACUGACCUGGAGGCUGAGCGGGAACAGAAGCAGCGUGACUUUGACCGCAAGCUCCUCCUUGCCAAGUCCAAGAUUGAAACAGAGGAGGCAAACAAAGAGCAGCUGACAGCAGAGGCCAGGGAGCUGCGCCAGAAGGUCAGGUACCUGCAGGACCAGCUAAGCCCGCUCACCCGGCAGCGGGACUACCAGGAAAAGGAGAUCCAGCGGCUCAACAAGGCCCUGGAAGAAGCGCUGAGCAUCCAGGCCUCCCCAUCGUCUCCACCCACAGCAUUUGGGAGCCCCGAAGGAGCUAGGGGCCUCCUGAGGAAACAGGAGCUGGUCACGCAGAAUGAAUUGCUGAAACAGCAGGUGAAGAUCUUUGAGGAGGACUUCCAGCGUGAGCGCAGUGAUCGAGAGCGUAUGAAUGAGGAGAAGGAAGAGCUGAAGAAGCAGGUGGAGAAACUGCAGGCCCAGGUCACGCUGUCGAAUGCCCAGAUGAAAGCAUUCAAAGACGAGGAGAAGGUGAAAGAAGCCCUCAAACAGAAGAGGAAAGCAAAGGCUUCAGCAGAACGCUACCACGUGGAGCCGCACCCGGAGCACCUCUGUGGGGCCUACCCCUAUGCCUACCCUCCUGUGCCAGCCGUGGUGUCACACCAUGGCUUUGAGGACUGGUCCCAGAUCCGCUACCCACCACCCGCCAUGGCCGUGGAGCACCCGCCCCCACUCCCCAAUUCACGCCUCUUCCACCUGCCAGAAUACACCUGGCGGCCACCUUGUGGAGGAAUGCACAAUCAGAGUUCCCAAGUGAUUGAGUUUCCCACAGCCCGGCCUGCAGAACCAGGAGAAUCCACAAAAAAUGACCGGGAGGGGCCUCAGUGAGACCAGAUCGCAUUGCUUUCCUCCGUCCUCGUCUCACAGAGCCAGCUGACCUCAGAUUAUGGAAAAACUAGAGGCCACUUGUUUGUGGCCAGAGCCUCAGCUGGACGGGAGACUGAAAUGGGCUGCCAGCUCGCGCCUCAGCCUGACCUGAGCUGUGCAGACUGGGAAGGCUCCACCCAGAAGGCUUCCAUCUGGGCUCCUCCUGUGGAGUAAACAGGAAAGACUCAACACCCUGCCGCCUAGAGGAGAGGCCACGUCCAGUUUUGACAUGCCAUCCUUUGCAGAAGCCAAGGGGACGUCAAUCUCAAGAGUGGGGGCAUCCAAGACCCCUUCCUUCCAAAAUUCCCCCAGAAGUGGUUCCAGCCCCUCUGGGGACCACAUUCAGUCCAUGUGUGUUCAAGUUUUGCUUCAAGCUCUGUAGCAGCAGGACCUGCCCCACAGCCAUAGCUUCCCCUCUGUGCGGAGCUGUAGGGAGAGCAGGUUCGCCUCCAGGAGCAGAAGAGAAUGACAGCAUGUUCCACUGCAGGGCCCUCCACUACUACCCACAGCCGCUCCGCCAGUGCCCUCACAGCCUGGGAGAAGGGCCGUGCCAGCCGCAUCCCCUGAGGGGCCCAGCCUGAAGUACCUGGGCCCCGAACCCGGUGGCUGGAGGCUUGUGGUGCCAGAGGCCCGGACUGGGGUGACUGUCUGUCCCUAGGCCGCUCUUUGCACGAAUCUUGGACAUAAAUCCAAGUUAAGAUGAA